This is a messenger RNA of Letharia columbiana, 6285 nucleotides long. RefSeq lists its product as uncharacterized. The transcript is spliced from 2 exons. NCBI's taxonomy places the organism in Eukaryota, Fungi, Ascomycota, Lecanoromycetes, Lecanorales, Parmeliaceae. Gene Ontology annotation, molecular function: fatty acid synthase activity; [acyl-carrier-protein] S-acetyltransferase activity; enoyl-[acyl-carrier-protein] reductase (NADH) activity. The record is from RefSeq and is a predicted model, not a curated record. Gene Ontology annotation, biological process: long-chain fatty acid biosynthetic process. Gene Ontology annotation, cellular component: fatty acid synthase complex. The coding region runs from base 1 to 6285 and encodes 2094 amino acids.
AUGUACGGCACAAACCCACAAACGGGCAUAUCAACGCCUCGAUCCUCACAGUCUCUCCGACCGCUCUCCCUCACACACGGCUCCCUCGAACACACACUGCUGAUUCCCACAGCAUUACAUUUCUACGCCUCGCAACUAAAAGACAGAUUUACAGCAACCCUUCCAGAGCCCACAGACGAGCUUGCCCAGGACGACGAGCCUUCGUCGACGGCGGAGCUCGUGGCACGCUACCUCGGUCACAUAGCUUCAGAGAUAGACGACGGCGAAGAUUUUCUCGAAGUGCUCAAGCUCGUCCUAAAUGAGUUUGAGCGCGUAUUCCUGCAAGGGAACGACGUGCACGCUUUGGCAGUAUCGCUCCCUGGGAUAGCACAGAAGAAACUGGUGGUGGUCCAGUCAUAUUAUGCAGCAAGAGCUUCCGCGAACCGACCGCUCAAGUCUCACCCAUCCGCACUUUUCAGAGCAGCGGAAGAUGAAGAGGCAGGCCUAUACGCUGUAUUCGGAGGUCAGGGGAAUAUUGAGGAGUACUUUGACGAGCUCCGAGAGGUCUACACCACAUAUCCUUCAUUCGUGGAGGAGCUGGUCGAAGAUUCCGCCGAGCUCCUACACUCUCUGUCUAGAGACCCACGAGCCGAGAAGCUCUACUCCAAGGGACUCGACGUUAUGCGAUGGCUUCAUGACAAAGAUACGCAACCAGAUACAGACUACCUCGUAUCUGCGCCAGUCAGCUUGCCUCUUAUUGGGCUCGUUCAGUUUGCCCAUUAUGCGGUGACCUGUAAGGCAAUGGGUCAGACACCUGGGGACAUCAGACAGAAAUUCCUCGGUACUACUGGUCAUUCACAAGGCAUCGUCACAGCUGCCGCAAUUGCAGCAGCGGAUUCAUGGGAAUCCUAUGAAAAGGUAGUUAGGAAGGCCCUUACGAUGCUCUUUUGGAUUGGUUCGCGAAGUCAACAGGCUUAUCCACGGACAUCACUCGCCCCUUCGAUCCUGCAGGACUCGAUAGAUAACGGGGAGGGCAAUCCUACACCAAUGUUGUCUGUUCGAGAUCUUUCGAGAUCUGCGUUGCAGGAGCAUAUCGACACGACCAAUCAUCAUCUACCGCAAGACCGCCAUAUCGCCAUCUCACUCAUUAAUAGCGCUCGCAACUGUGUCGUCACUGGUCCUCCCAUCUCGCUCUAUGGAUUGAACCUUCGCCUCCGAAAAGUCAAAGCCCCUACCGGUCUUGACCAAACACGCAUCCCGUUCACCGAGCGAAAAAGCCGCUUCGUGAAUCGCUUCUUACCAAUUACCUCCCCAUUCCAUAGCAUAUACCUCAUCGAAGCCUACAAGCAUAUUGUGGAAGACCUCAGCCAUAUCCAAAUUAGCGUCAAGGAUCUCACUAUCCCAGUCUUCAACACAGCUACUGGGGUGGAUGUCCGGCAAGAAGGAGAGGACAAUAUCGUGCCAGCAUUGGUUCGAAUGAUAACGCAGGAUCCUGUCGACUGGGCCAAGGCAACCGUCUUCUCCAAAGCAACGCACAUUAUUGAUUUUGGUCCUGGUGGUAUCUCUGGCCUUGGUGUAUUGACAAGCCGAAUCAAGGAAGGCACUGGCGUGCGAGUGAUCCUUGCGGGUGCAAUUGAUGGCACAAACUCUGGGGUGGGAUACAAGGCUGAGCUUUUCGAUCGCGAUUCGGAACAUGCGAUCAAGUACGCCGUCGAUUGGGUCAAAGAGCAUGGUCCAAAACUGGUCAAGACAUCCGUCGGACAGACCUUUGUGGACACUAAGAUGAGCAGGCUCCUCGGUGUUCCUCCGGUGAUGGUGGCUGGUAUGACUCCAUGUACCGUGCCUUGGGAUUUCGUGGCUGCUACCAUGAGGGCUGGGUACCAGAUCGAGCUUGCGGGAGGUGGAUACUACAACGCAAAGACCAUGACAGAAGCUUUGAAGAAGAUUGAAGACGAUAUUCCGGCAGGUCGCGGUAUCACGAUCAAUCUCAUCUACGUCAAUCCCCGAGCCAUGGCGUGGCAGAUCCCUCUGAUCGGCCAGCUCCGCGCUGAUGGCGUACCCAUCGAGGGGCUAACCAUCGGGGCUGGUGUACCGUCAAUUGAGAUUGCUAACGAGUACAUCGAGACACUCGGUAUCAAGCAUAUUGCAUUCAAACCUGGAUCCGUCGAAGCGAUUCAAGCAGUCAUUAACGUCGCUCAAUCGAAUCCCCACUUCCCUGUCAUACUCCAGUGGACUGGUGGACGCGGUGGUGGCCAUCAUUCAUUUGAAGAUUUUCACCAGCCUGUUUUGCAAAUGUACGGCAGGAUUCGAAGCUGUGGUAAUCUCAUCUUAAUCGCCGGCAGUGGUUUCGGUGGUUCUGAAGAUACCUAUCCCUAUAUGACCGGCACUUGGUCAUCAAGAUUUGGAUAUCCACCGAUGCCGUUUGAUGGAUGCCUCUUCGGUAGUCGCAUGAUGACUGCCAAAGAAGCAAAGACAUCUAAAAAUGCGAAGAGAGCUAUCGCGGAAGCUGAAGGUAUUGAUGACAGUCAAUGGGAGAAAACUUACAAAGGGCCAGCUGGUGGCGUCAUCACAGUACGAUCUGAGAUGGGCGAGCCAAUCCACAAGCUUGCAACCAGAGGCGUCAAGUUCUGGGCUGAGAUGGACCAAAAGAUCUUUAGCCUUGACAAGGCCAAGCGCGUGCCCGAACUCAGGAAACAGCGUGAAUACAUCAUCAAGAAGCUCAACGAUGACUUCCAGAAAGUAUGGUUCGGUCGCAACUCUUCCGGCCAGGUCGUGGACCUCGAAGACAUGACCUAUGGUGAGGUCUUGAAGCGCAUGGUGGAUCUCAUGUACGUCAAGCAUGAGUCCCGUUGGAUUGAUCAGUCUCUUGAGCGCUUGACUGGAGAUUUUAUUCGACGACUGGAAGAGAGGUUCACCGCCGCUCCUGGCAAGUCCUCUCUAGUUCAGAGCUACUCGGAGUUGGACGAGCCUUACAAGGUUGUUGAUAGCGUCUUCGAGGCCUAUCCUGAGGCCAACGAUCAACUGAUCAACGCUCAAGAUGUCCAACACUUCCUGCUCUUGUGUCAACGGCGGGGACAGAAGCCAGUACCGUUUGUCCCUUGCCUUGACGAGAACUUCGAGUUCUUCUUCAAGAAAGACUCGCUCUGGCAGUCCGAAGAUCUUGAGGCUGUGGUAGACCAAGAUGUCGGGCGAACAUGUAUUCUCCAGGGCCCAACUGCUGCAAAAUACUCUAAUGCGAUUGAUGAGCCAAUCAAGGAUAUCCUUGACGGUAUUCACGAGGAUCACAUCAAAGGUCUCACAAGAGAUGUAUACGGCAAUAAAGAGUCCACAAUCCCGGUCGUCGAAUACUUCGGAGGACAGCUACUCCUCGAUGAUGGGGUUGACGAAGAUGCGAAUGGUCUCACGACCUCGCAAGAUGACGACCGAGUCAGCUAUCGCCUUUCCUCUGCACCCAAUGCAUCGCUUCCUGAUCUAGAGGCGUGGAUGCAUCUCCUCGCGGGGAAAGCGUACUCUUGGAGAUAUGCUAUGUUUACUACAGAGGUUUUUGUCCAGGGCCAAAGAUUCCAGACCAACCCUUUCCAGAGGAUAUUUGCACCUACUAAAGGAAUGCUCGUUGAAAUACUGCAUCCGAAAGACCCAGCGAAGACAGCCAUCCACGUGAAGGAGGUGUCCCGUUCUGGCAAAAUGGUCAUGACUGUGGAGGUCGUCAUGACAAACCAGAAAGAGAUUGUUGUCAAUCUUUUCGAGGAAAGGACGGCAGAAGGCAGGGCUGUGCCAUUGCCCUUGAUAUUCACCUACCAUCCUGAAGCUGGCUAUGCUCCCAUUCGUGAGGUGAUGCAAGGUCGAAAUGACCGCAUCAAGGAAUUUUACUAUCGCAUCUGGUUUGGGGACGAGAAAGUUCCGUUCGAGACUCCUGCCACAAGUACGUUUGAAGGAGGUCGAGCUACUGUGACUAGCCAAAAGAUCGCGGACUUUGUUCACGCCGUCGGAAACACUGGAGAAGCAUUCGUUGACAGACCUGGAAAAGAGGUCUUUGCCCCCAUGGACUUUGCUAUCGUCGUUGGCUGGAAAGCUAUCACGAAGCCCAUCUUUCCUCGAUCAAUCGAUGGUGACCUUCUCAAAUUGGUGCAUCUCUCUAACGGUUUCCGCAUGGUUCCUGGCGCGGAGCCCUUGAAGAAGGGCGACGUUGUGGACACCACUGCUCAGAUCAAUGCUGUCAUCAACCAAGAUUCCGGGAAGAAGGUCGAAGUUUGCGGGACCAUCAAGCGUAAUGGCAAGCCUGUGAUGUUAGUAACGACCCAAUUCUUGUACCGUGGCGCGUAUUCAGACUUUGGCAACACCUUUGAGCGUAAGGACGAGACACCCAUGCAGAUCCACCUUGGCUCGUCGAAAGACGUGGCUGUCCUGCGCUCCAAAGAAUGGUUCAACGUGGAUGAGCCAAAUAUUGAGCUGCUAAAUCAGACAUUGACGUUCCGUCUGCAGACAUUAGUCCACUUCAAGAACAAGACAAUUUUCAGUUCAGUCGAGACGAUUGGAGAAGCGCUACUAGAGUUGCCGACCAAGGAGGUUAUCCAAGUAGCUUCAGUUGACUACCAGGCUGGGGUCUCGCACGGAAAUCCUGUCAUUGACUAUCUCCAGCGAUAUGGUUCAUCAAUCGAGCAGCCCGUCAACUUUGAGAACCCGAUCCCUCUUAGCGGCAAGACUCCUCUUGUCCUUCGAGCUCCUUCUUCGAAUGAAACAUAUGCGCGUGUCUCGGGAGAUUACAACCCGAUCCACGUUUCUCGCGUUUUUUCAAGCUACGCAAACCUCCCUGGCACAAUUACGCAUGGCAUGUACUCUAGCGCUGCUGUUCGUAGCUUAGUCGAGACCUGGGCUGCCGAAAACAAUGUCGGUCGUGUUCGAAGCUUUCAUUGCGACAUGGUUGGCAUGGUUCUGCCCAACGAUGAUAUCGAGGUCAAACUUCAGCACGUGGGGAUGGUGUCAGGCCGUAAGAUCAUCAAGGUCGAAGCAAGCAAUAAGGACACAGAGGCCAAGGUUCUAGUGGGAGAGGCUGAAGUCGAGCAGCCAGUCUCUGCCUACGUUUUUACGGGACAAGGUUCGCAGGAACAAGGGAUGGGUAUGGAGCUUUACGGAAGCAGCCCAGUAGCCAAAGAAGUGUGGGACCGUGCCGACGCCCAUUUCAUGGAGAAUUACGGCUUCUCAAUCACCGACGUUGUCAAGAAUAAUCCGAAAGAGCUCACCAUCCAUUUCGGCGGUCCUCGCGGUAAAGCAAUCCGUGAAAAUUACAUGUCAAUGACUUUCGAGUCUGUCAAUGCGGACGGCUCCAUCAAGUCAGAGAAGAUUUUCAAGGAGGUCAACGAGAAUACCGCCUCAUACACCUACCGCUCACCCACCGGUCUCCUCUCUGCUACUCAAUUCACACAACCUGCAUUGACUUUGAUGGAGAAAGCCAGUUUCGAAGACAUGCGCUCCAAGGGUCUUGUACAGAGGGACAGCACCUUCGCAGGGCACUCGCUUGGAGAAUACUCUGCAUUGGCGGCUCUGGCAGAAGUCAUGCCAAUUGAAAGCUUGGUGUCGGUAGUCUUUUACCGCGGUCUCACUAUGCAAGUCGCCGUGGAACGGGACGAAACCGGCCGCUCCAACUACUCUAUGUGUGCUGUCAACCCCAGCCGAAUCUCUAAGACCUUCAACGAGCAAGCACUACAGUAUGUGGUUGAGAAUAUCGCGGAGGAGACUAAGUGGCUUUUGGAGAUCGUCAACUACAAUGUCGCGAACAUGCAAUAUGUUUGCGCUGGUGAUCUCCGCGCUCUCGACUGCCUAACCAAUGUUACCAACUUCCUCAAAGCCCAAAAAGUCGACAUCAACUCCCUCAUUGAAACCCUCUCCCUCGACGACGUCAAAGCCAGGCUUGUCGAGAUCAUCCGCGAGUGCGCCGCUCAAACAUCUUCGAAACCCCAACCCAUCGAUCUCCAACGCGGCUUCGCUACCAUUCCGCUCAAAGGCAUCGACGUGCCUUUCCACAGUACCUUCUUACGCUCCGGUGUGAAACCUUUCAGAUCUUUCUUGUUGAAGAAGAUCAACAGGACGACGAUCGAUCCUAGCAAAUUGGUAGGGAAAUACAUUCCCAAUGUGACGGCUAAGCCCUUCGAGAUCUCAAAGGAAUACUUUGAGGAGGUUUACAAGUUGACGAAUAGUCCGAGGAUCGGCAAUGUGUUGGCGAAUUGGGAGAAAUAUGAGAACAGUAGUAAUGAGGCUACGCCAGCGAGGGCGAGGAGCCAGAGUCAGGUUCUUGUCAACGGUGAUUAA